AUGAACUUCCCUCAAACAGAAGCAAAAUUUGUCUCACACCUGGGCUCUCAAUAUUGCAAAGAGGACUGGACAGAGGCAAUACGCACACUCUUCUCAGCCAAUGAAGACAGUAUUCAGGCUUUGAAAAAUCUUCACACUGUCAAGGCUCAGCACAUUCUGUCAACAGCAACAGCGGCAGAGCCCUCUGGGGGAUCAUACCACCACUCUGCAUGUGCUUGGUUUGAGAAGGUGGCAGAACUCAAAAGCAGGUUCACCUCAAACUCUAGGUUGUUGUGGGUCCAUGCAGCAGUACCAUUACCAGAUACAACAUCUCAAGUGGACCCUUCACCACAACCAGUUCCUUUCUCCAGUGAGGCCGCACAUCACACUAUCAAGGUUCCUACCUUAACAGAUAUGCUUGAUAUAUACAUUGUUGUGUAUCUGGAUGAUCUGCUGGAUGUUCCUAUUGUCAUUAAAACUGAUGCCUCUGACUAUGCUAUUCCAGAAUACUGUCUAUUGCAUGUCCAGACUCAGAGCUUCACCUGGUAA
Suillus subaureus is the source of this 528-nucleotide messenger RNA. RefSeq lists its product as uncharacterized. The record is from RefSeq and is a predicted model, not a curated record. Lineage: Eukaryota; Fungi; Basidiomycota; Agaricomycetes; Boletales; Suillaceae. The coding region runs from base 1 to 528 and encodes 175 amino acids. The transcript has 2 exons.